CUUAAUUGGCCCCUCAUCAUCUGUUGGAAAUUGGAAUAGAAGUUAAGAAAAGAAAAAAGAAAUUUCCUUCUCUUUUACCUGAAUCUUCUUGGCAAGUCUUGCAAAUAUUUUUACACAGUCAAACCCAUAGUCAAUAGUAUCAACAUCAACAUUCUUUUUUGGUUCAAAUAUCCCAACAAGGGUUUUUUGUGUUUCUUUGUAUAAUAUAAGGUUGCAAGAAAGAAAGGGUAAUUGAGUUGAAUUCUUGAAUUGGUUAAAAUUAUGGUGAAAUCAUUAGAGAAUGUUGCACCAUUCUUGUUAAAGUGUCAUGAGAUGGUGGAAGAUGAAUCAACCAAUGGUUUGAUUUCUUGGAAUGAAUCUGAUGAGAAUAGUUUCAUCAUAUGGGAUGUUCCUAAAUUUUCAUCUGAAUUGCUUCCUAAAUACUUCAAACAUAGCAAUUUCUCUAGCUUCAUUCGUCAACUCAACAUCUAUGGUUUCCAUAAAACUGAUACAGAUAGAUGGGAAUUUUCAAAUGAUAGCUUUCUGAAAGGCCAAAAGCAAUUUUUGAAGAAUAUUGUUAGAAGGAAACAGUCAAGUGUAGUCCAAAAGAAACCGGAGGAGACCAACUCUGAAGAAAAUAAGAGUGUUCGACUGUGGAAAGAAGUUGAGAAUCUCAAGGCUGAUAAAAACGAUCUGACGCAGGAGUUAGUCAAGCUGAGGCAACACCAGCAGAAUUCAGAGAGUAAGUUGAUACUUGUACGAGAACAACUCAAAGUUAUGGAGAAAAAUCAGCAACAAAUGCUCUCCUUCAUUGUUAUGGCUAUGCAAAGCCCAAGUUUUUUGGUUCAGUUCUUCCAGCCCAAGGAAAACAAUUGGCGUACGACUGAAAAUAGUAAUAAUAUACUGAGUGAUGUUGAAGAAGAUAUGCCAUCUGAUCGAGCAAUUGUUGAAGAAGAUAUGCCAUCUGAUCGAGCAAUUGUGAGGUAUCAUCCUCCCACUCAUGAAGCUGCAUGUGCGGAGCCUGAACCUGCAUUGGAUACUCAGAAGAAACCUAUGGAGCUUGAUCUUUCUUCCGAUGAAAUAAAAGAUCUGUUCUCCAAUAUAGAUUUCUUCUCGGGAUUAAUGGAUGAAAAGCUGUUUUCCUUUGAAAAUAGUGUCGUCCCUCUUACUUUGCCAGAUAUCUCUGAUGCUGAUGAUGACAUGUUGGAACAGCUGCUUUUGUCGUGUCCAAUAACAGAGAAUAAAGAAGGCGAAGGCGAAGAGAUAGAUAAUAAAGCUCAUUCCCAUGCUGACAUGGAGGCUGACUUGUCGUUCCAGCCAGUAGAGUCUAAAACUUUUGUAGGUUCAGAGGAGCGUCUCGAAGAUAAAAAGAUGGAGACUCUAUCAGACAACUCAAGUAAAAUGGAUAGACUAACUGAAAAGAUGGGGCAUACUAAAUUCUGAAGGAGCCCAACACACUAACGCUUGGUUUGAUCAAACCACUGAGAUAUACUGGAAGAUGUAUUGUGUUACUACUGUUGAAUCUUCCUUGUUUUACAUCUCUCUUUGGUCACUAAGUCUUUUAUGGCCCCAUACGUUUUGUUUCUUCUUGUUGAAUCUAUUGAGGGAGCGAAUAUUGUAACUCGGUAUAUUCAUAGUUGAAAUAGUAUAGAAUACUGCUAAAAGCUUAAUUGAUUUUCCAAAUGCAGUUAAAUAGAAUCUAGUAGUGGUUAUCUCUAUUA
Lycium barbarum (goji berry) is the source of this 1700-nucleotide messenger RNA. RefSeq names its product heat stress transcription factor A-8. The record is from RefSeq and is a predicted model, not a curated record. Gene Ontology annotation, molecular function: DNA-binding transcription factor activity; RNA polymerase II cis-regulatory region sequence-specific DNA binding. The transcript is spliced from 2 exons. Gene Ontology annotation, biological process: regulation of transcription by RNA polymerase II. NCBI's taxonomy places the organism in Eukaryota, Viridiplantae, Streptophyta, Magnoliopsida, Solanales, Solanaceae. The coding region runs from base 262 to 1422 and encodes 386 amino acids. Gene Ontology annotation, cellular component: nucleus.